Messenger RNA from Bathycoccus prasinos, 3192 nucleotides. Its product is annotated as copper-transporting ATPase 1. NCBI's taxonomy places the organism in Eukaryota, Viridiplantae, Chlorophyta, Mamiellophyceae, Mamiellales, Bathycoccaceae. Gene Ontology annotation, cellular component: membrane. Gene Ontology annotation, biological process: monoatomic cation transport; copper ion homeostasis. The transcript has a single exon. The coding region runs from base 1 to 3192 and encodes 1063 amino acids. The record is from RefSeq and is a predicted model, not a curated record. Gene Ontology annotation, molecular function: ATP hydrolysis activity; ATP binding; P-type divalent copper transporter activity.
AUGGACGAGAAAGAUGAAAUCAUCGAACUUCUCGAAUUCGACGUCUCCGGGAUGUCCUGCGACCGAUGCGCGAUGUGGGUGACCGAGGCGAUCAAGAAGAACGUCGAGAACGUGGUCGAUGUUCGCGUGAAAUCGGUGAAGACGACAGAGAGGAACGUUUGUGUGAGUUUAAAGUUGUUGUUGUCUGAUGAUGAUGAGAAAAAAGGUGCCUCCUCCUCCUCCUCUAAGACGGAGACUAAAAAUAUUAUUCGAGCGUUGGAGUUGGCCGGGUAUGGAUGCGUCGAAAGCAACGAGAAUAAUACGACAAUGAAAACAACAACGAAUCCAGGAGUAUUCUCAGACGACGACGAAGAUGAAGAAGAGGAAAAGGGAAGAUUAAUAAAGAGUAGUAAUUCGGUGUCCUCGUUUACCGAAAAGCAGACGAUAAAAUCAAAAACGUAUCACUUCAACGUGGAAGGCAUGACGUGCGCGUCGUGCGUGUCAGGGGUGGAAAACGCGAUUAAAAGUAUCCAGGACGACUCUAUGAUUUCGUUUUCGGUGAACUUAUUGAGCGAAAGUGCAACAGUGGUAAUUGCGAAUGACUCGAAGUUGAAACCAGACGAUAUCGCGAAUGAAAUUUCAGAUUUCGGUUUCGACUGCGCGGUGUCGAAACCGGACGCGAUGAAGUUUAACGUUUCCGGCAUGGUGUGUCAAUCGUGUCCGCCUAGGAUUGAGAAUGCAAUUUUGAAACGGUUCCCAAACGAUGUGGUUUCCGUGUCCGCGUCGGAACUGUUGGAGAAAGUGGUGGUUGAAAUGAAACCAGGGACGUCCGUCGGCGCGAGGGAUAUUUUAUACGCCAUUCAAAGUCUCGGGUACGGGUGCGAAAUAUGGAACGAAAACGAAAGCGAUGAAAAAAAAGGACGGAAAUCGAAACUCAUCGAACGAAAGUACAAGAAGCAGUUCUUACUCUCCGUCCCGCUGGCGUUGCCGUUGCUUUUGAUGAUGAUUGUGUUUGAUCCGAUUGACGAGACGAAAGCGUUCUUCAUGCAAAAAGUGGACGGUAAUCAGCGAGUUUCGCUGAUGUGGAUCAUAUCGUGGAUAUUAGCGACACCGGCGCAAUUUGUUCUCGGGUACCAAUUCUACGCGCGCGCGUUUUCGGCGAUGAAACACAAAACAGCCACCAUGGAUACGCUCAUCGCCAUGGGCACGUCCGCCGCGUACUUUUAUUCAGUCUACGUCGUCUUGAAAAAUGUUUUUUCAAAGUCACACGACGACGAGAAUAAACACGGGAAGGAAGACGCGAUAUUUUUCGAAACGUCCACGGUUUUAAUCUCAUUUGUACUCUUGGGUAAAUGGCUGGAGGCGCGCGCGAAGGGAAAGGCGUCCGAGGCGAUACAAAAGCUCGUGUCCUUGGCGCCAAACACGGCAAUCAUAUGCGAAGUCAUCAACAACAACAUCGAAGCAAUGCAGAUUGUUUCCGAGCGAGAGAUAGAUUCAAACUUGUUACAACGCGACGACGUCGUGAAAGUUGUCCCUGGUUCGGCGUUUCCCGUGGAUGGCGUCGUUUUGAGCGGUGAAACCGCCGCGGACGAAUCCGCGAUAACCGGUGAAUCCUUACCGGUGCCAAAAACGAAAAACUCCUUUGUCAUUGCUGGAACGACAAAUACGUUUGGAACCGUAUUCGUCGCCGCCACGAACGUCGGUGCGGAACGCGCGUUAAACAAAAUCGUGCGUUUGGUAGAAGACGCGCAAACGAGUAAAGCGCCGAUACAAGCCAGAGCGGAUAAAAUUUCUGCCGUCUUCGUCCCGUCUGUCGUCGCGCUGGCGUUUUUAUCCUUCAUCUUUUGGCUCAUCGCCGUGAAAGCGACCACGUCGGUGCCAAAAUCAUGGACGGAGGACGAAGGCGAGUUUGUAUUUUGUUUCGUAUUUUUCGUCACGGUAUUGGUCAUCGCGUGUCCGUGCGCUUUAGGUUUAGCGACACCAACGGCGGUCAUGGUUGGCACCGGUGUUGGCGCAAAACUUGGUAUUUUGAUUAAAGGUGGCGAACCGCUGGAAAUCGCGCACGACGUGACCGUCGUGUGUUUCGAUAAGACCGGGACGUUAACGCUCGGUUUACCGAGCGUAGUUGAAGUUUUCUGUGCGCCUGGAACAAACGUAGGUAUCGAUGAAGCGCAGCUGUUGAAAAUAGCCGCCGUGGCGGAGAAGAGUUCAGAACAUCCGCUCGGGAAAGCCAUUGUUUUGUACGUCGAGGAAGACCGCCAACUCGAUGUCUCCGAUUUGUCCGUGUCAAACUUUGCCGCCGUACCUGGACGAGGAUUGGAGUGCAUGUUGCGAUCGGAGGGAAGACAACAAGAAAAGAAAUUGCGCGUCGGUAAUUCUGAUUUCAUUCUCGACGACGACGACGACGGUAGCAAGGCAAUUUCGUCGUCGUCGUCGUUCUCCGAAAUAAUAAGAUCCUGCGAAGAAAAAGGAUGCACGGUCGUGUGCGUCGAGUUGGACGGCGUUUUCCUCGGUUUCAUCGCGUUGGCAGAUAAGCCGAGACCAGAGGCGCAAAAAGCGUUGCGAGCGUUGAAACAACGAAACGUUGAAAUCGCCAUGGUAUCUGGCGACAACAAAGCCGUCUGCGAGACGAUUGCGCGUCAAAUCGGGAGCAUCGAUUACAUUUUUUCACAGUGUUUGCCGCGAGAUAAAGUCAACUGCGUCAAAGAGUUGCAAGCGAGAGAACGAAAACCGAUCUCUUCGAGUGGUGGUAGUAGUAGUAGUAGUUCGAGGAGGAGGACGAAAAAUGGAAAGAACGUCGUCGCGUUUGUCGGUGAUGGCGUGAAUGAUGCACCAGCGAUGACGCGCGCGAAUAUAGGCAUCGCCGUCGGUGCUGGCACGGACAUCGCCAUGGAAGCGGCUGGUAUCGUUUUGGUAAAAUCUGACAUUUUCGACGUCGUCCACGCGCUUGAUUUAUCGCGCGCCACGUUUCGGCGCAUCGAAAUGAACUUGUUCUUUUCGUUAGGAUACAACGCGCUCGGGAUACCCAUAGCUGCGGGUCUAUUGUACCCAUUCGUGAAAGUUCGGUUGCCUCCAGAAGUCGCUGGCUUGGCGAUGGCGUUGAGUUCCGUUUCCGUAGUCACGUCGAGUUUAAUGUUGAAAAGAUUCAAGCGAUGCAAAGAAGAGGAAGAGUUUGAAGACGAAGCGGUGGUGACGACAGACAACAUAGUCUAG